UCUCUCUCUCUCUCUCUCUCUCUCUCUCUCUCUCUCUCUCUAUCUCUCUCUCUCUAGCGUGCACACAAAAUAAUGGACAAAAAACCAUGCGACUCAUCUCAUGAUCCAGAAGUGAGAAAGGGACCAUGGAUCAUGGAAGAAGACUUGAUCUUGAUAAACUAUAUUGCAAAUCACGGUGAAGGUGUUUGGAAUUCUUUAGCCAAAGCUUCUGGUCUUAAACGAACGGGAAAGAGUUGUCGACUCCGUUGGCUAAACUACCUUCGUCCUGAUGUUAGAAGAGGAAACAUUACACCUGAAGAACAGCUUUUGAUCAUAGAACUUCAUGCAAAGUGGGGCAAUAGGUGGUCCAAAAUUGCAAAGCAUCUUCCAGGAAGAACUGACAAUGAGAUUAAGAACUUCUGGAGAACUAGGAUCCAGAAGCACAUUAAGCAAGCUGAGACUUCACAACAACAUGGUAAUUCAUCAGAGAAUAGUAAUAAUGAUCAUCAAGCAAGCAAUAGCACUAGCAAGGUGUCCACCAUGGCACAUCCAAAUGAGACUUUCUCUCCACCCUCAUACCAAGCAACUUUUGAGCCAUUUCAACCUCAAUUCCCUACAAUCAAUGAUCAAUCAAGUUGUUGUACCAGCAACAACAACUAUUGGAGCAUCGAGGAUAUCUGGUCGUCUAUGCAAUUACUCAAUGGAGAUUAAUUAAAUCUAGCUAUAUGCAUGCUUAUAUAAAUCAUAUAUGUGAUGAUAUAUAAACCUAAGCUCUUAUAGAGUGUGUUCAGGCUUAAUAACAUCAUUAGGUCUGUUUAUAUGAGUAGUUUAAGUUUGGUGUUGUCAUGCAUAAUGUGAGUUAUAUGCAUUAUGUGAGUUAAGAAUUAACUUAGUUAUGGAUUGCCUAUAAAAAAAAGUUAGUUAUGAAUUGAAAUAUAUAGUAACUUAUAUACUACAUGUGCAUUCUCUUAUUGUCGUAAAUAAUAUGGUUGGUGUACCAUAUAA
Messenger RNA from Glycine soja, 984 nucleotides. RefSeq names its product myb-related protein 305-like. The record is from RefSeq and is a predicted model, not a curated record. The transcript has 3 exons. The coding region runs from base 73 to 690 and encodes 205 amino acids. Gene Ontology annotation, biological process: regulation of DNA-templated transcription. Gene Ontology annotation, cellular component: nucleus. Gene Ontology annotation, molecular function: DNA-binding transcription factor activity; sequence-specific DNA binding. Lineage: Eukaryota; Viridiplantae; Streptophyta; Magnoliopsida; Fabales; Fabaceae.